Messenger RNA from Fusarium keratoplasticum, 675 nucleotides. RefSeq names its product N-acetyltransferase domain-containing protein. Lineage: Eukaryota; Fungi; Ascomycota; Sordariomycetes; Hypocreales; Nectriaceae. Bases 1 to 675 code for a protein of 224 amino acids. Gene Ontology annotation, molecular function: acyltransferase activity, transferring groups other than amino-acyl groups. The transcript has a single exon. The record is from RefSeq and is a predicted model, not a curated record.
AUGUCAUAUCACUUCAUUCACGUGGACCGCUCCGCUACAGAUCUUUCCUCAGUUGCCGACAAGUACAGGGCCUUGCGACUUGAAGCACUCCAGCAAUCACCAACGUCCUUCUCUUCAACUUGGGACAUCGAAUCGCGCUUCUCCAAUGAUACUUGGGUUUCCCGGCUUCGAAACUCGGGCAAGGAAACCUUUGCAUGCGUUUAUCAAGAGGGACAGACCUCAGUAUGGGUCGCUCAAGUCAACCUACGCGGGCCACUUUCAGUCGAGGAUUUUGGACUCCCAUCUCAGUCUGGCCAAUCACCGCCUUUGGAUGAAAUGCAAGAUGAGAAAUGGCAGAUGCUCAGCCUGUACACCUCAGUCAGCCACAGGGGGAAAGGCCUCGGUGCCAAGCUCUGCCGAGAAGCCUUCCAAUUCAUUCAAAACCGACUUGGAAACGAGUCGAGGAGUGCUACAGUACGCAUCAUGGUGAAGCCUGAGAACACCGUGACUGUUGGCUUGUACCAGCGACUGGGGUUUGCCAAGGUUGGAUUGUGCACUUUGGAAGAGGCCUUGAGGGCGAACGGAGAUGCAGACUUGAUCCCGACAGGAAAGUUGGAGGAAAAGUAUACCACAAGGUCAGGAAUCAUCAUGGUUUUAUGCCUGAGAAAAAGCCAUGCCAUUGAGUCCGGGUUUUAG